CGACCACGCAAUCGAAUUAUACAAAUUAAAAUGGAAAUUUAAUUUGAAAAAAAAAAUGAAUUGGACUGACUCUCGUUGAUGGUGGUGUUUCUAAGGCAAUGAUAUCCGUGGCGGUUGCCGUUAACGGCGUCCGUGGCGGCAAAGGCGGUGGAGGAAGCCGCCGCGCUGUGAGAUGGGCCGUCGAGAAUCUCUUGCCGACCGCCGAUCGCUUCAUAUUGGUUCACGUUAUGCCCAAAAUCACCUCCAUCCCCACCCCAAUGGGGGAUCUUGUGGCUGUCUCAGAACUUGAUGCAGACGUGGUAGCUCUUUAUGUUCAUGAUGUGAAACAGAAAUAUGAACAAGUUUUUGUCCCUUUUAAAAAGUUAUGUAGAAGAGAAAAGUUUCUUCUACUGGUAGAAACUUUGGUUUUGGAGGAUGAUAAUCCUGCCACUGCACUUUUGAGAUAUGCAUCUGAAUCUGGGAUUAAACGCUUGGUUUUGGGUUCUUGUUUUAGAACUUGCGUAGCAAGGAAGCUAAAAGGGGAUUCAGUACCCUCUGCUAUUAUGAGAACUGUUCAUAGUUCUUUUGAUAUUCAUGUUAUAUAUAAGAGGAGAGUUAUCACACGAAAGGCUAGUACUGCUCCGUCCAAUGAAACUGACUCGAGGCAGUGGAUGCUCGGUGACACAGAUUACUACAGGGGUUCCAGUGCUGCUAGUGAAAAAUCAUUGGGAACUUUCUCUUCUUCUUCCUUGUCGAUUGGACAUCGAAGGGGUGAUAGCCUCAAAGUUAACUCUACCGAGGAACUGAACUCUUUGAAUACUCUGACUGAGGAGGAAGAUAUGCAGGCCGAAGUUGAAUCUUUGCAGCUAGAACUAGAGACCACUGUUUCCUUGUACAAACAAGCUUGUGAAGAACUAGUUCAUGCUCAGAAGAAGGUUCAGUCACUUACAUCAGAAUGCCUUGAAGAAUCAAGAAGAGUAAAUGCUGCUUUGGAAAGGGAACAAGCUUUGAGGAAAACUGUUGCUAAAGAGAAAGAAAAACACUUGGAAGCCAUUAAAGAGCUUGAGGAGGCUAAAGACUUGCUGGCUAAAGAAGCUUAUGAAAGGCAGCUGGCUGAGCUUAAUGCCUUAAAGGAGUCCGUGGAGAAGCAGAAAAUUGUUGAUACUCUUCUGACUAAUGAUAGGAGAUAUAGAAGAUAUACUACUGCCGAAAUUGAAGCUGCGACAAAUUUCUUCGAUGAAGUUAAUGUGAUUGGCGAGGGAGGAUAUGGGAAAGUCUACAAUUGCAGUCUCGAUCAUACCCCUGUAGCGAUUAAGGUUUUUCAACACGACAUAUUCAAGAAAAAAGACGAGUUUCUGAAAGAGGUUGAAAUUCUUAGCCAGAUACGUCACCCACACGUGGUUUUACUGCUUGGAGCUUGUCCCGAGCGAGGUUGCUUGAUCUAUGAAUACAUGGAAAAUGGAAGCUUAGAUGACCAUAUCUUGCUCCGGAAUGGAAAAGCUCCCCUCCCUUGGUCUACUAGAUUUAGAAUAGUUUUUCAAGUAGCUUCUGGACUUGCAUUUUUACACAAUUCAAAGCCAGAGCCUAUUAUUCAUAGAGAUCUCAAACCGGGUAAUAUCUUACUGGACAGAAACUUUGUAAGCAAAAUCUCAGAUGUUGGAAUGGCUAAGAUCAUCGGCGAUAUCGUGCCUGACAAUGUCACAGAGUACCGAAACACUAUCCUCGCCGGUACUCUACACUACAUGGAUCCUGAAUAUCAGAGAACUGGCACACUCCGGCCAAAGUCGGAUACAUAUGCACUUGGAGUAACAAUUCUGCAGUUGUUGACUGGACGACAGCCACAUGGUCUUCUUCUUGCUAUCGAAAAUUCGAUUGCAAGUGCCUCCCUUGCAGAUAUUCUGGACAAAUCAAUUAGUGACUGGCCUCUAGCUAAAGCUGAAGAGCUAGCUCGACUCGCGUUGAAGUGCUUGAAACUUAGAUGCAGGGAUAGGCCAGAUCUUGAAUCUGAAGUUCUUCCAGUCCUUAAAAGGCUUGUUGAUUUUGCAGAUACUUGUGAAAAUGAAGACAAAGGUUUUGCUAAUCCCCUAAGCCACUACUUCUGCCCAAUCCUCCAGGAAAUCAUGGAGGAUCCUUAUAUAGCAGCUGAUGGCUUUACUUACGAGUAUGUAGCCAUUAAAGCAUGGCUCGAGAAAUACGACAUAUCGCCGGUGACAAAGCUUAAGCUCCAGCAUUCUCUUUUUAUUCCAAACCACACUUUGCGUUCUGCCAUACAAGAGUGGAGGUCAAGAGUGACAGUUUCAUCUUCCUAAGUUGGAAAAUUUGUUUGUAAUUGUCUCAAGCAUUCUUAUGGGGGUUUUUCCUUUUUCCAUUUUUUAGAAAGAGAACAUCUUUGUUAAUAUCUGUAUAGUUAACAGAAAAAUUUCAGGAAAGUUUGGUAUUAUUUUGUGCCGUGAACUACUUUCAGUAUUCCAAGUUUAUAAAGAGUAAAUAAUAUACUUCAUGGUGAUGGGAGGGAGGCUCUUUCCUUCCUUUUU
This is a messenger RNA of Benincasa hispida (wax gourd), 2513 nucleotides long. Its product is annotated as U-box domain-containing protein 34-like. Gene Ontology annotation, biological process: protein phosphorylation; protein ubiquitination. The record is from RefSeq and is a predicted model, not a curated record. Lineage: Eukaryota; Viridiplantae; Streptophyta; Magnoliopsida; Cucurbitales; Cucurbitaceae. Gene Ontology annotation, molecular function: ATP binding; ubiquitin-protein transferase activity; protein kinase activity.